This is a messenger RNA of Talaromyces proteolyticus, 1782 nucleotides long. RefSeq lists its product as uncharacterized. Bases 33 to 1745 code for a protein of 570 amino acids. Lineage: Eukaryota; Fungi; Ascomycota; Eurotiomycetes; Eurotiales; Trichocomaceae. Gene Ontology annotation, cellular component: nucleus. Gene Ontology annotation, molecular function: zinc ion binding; DNA-binding transcription activator activity, RNA polymerase II-specific; RNA polymerase II cis-regulatory region sequence-specific DNA binding. Gene Ontology annotation, biological process: DNA-templated transcription; regulation of transcription by RNA polymerase II. The record is from RefSeq and is a predicted model, not a curated record. The transcript has a single exon.
CUCGAUACUAUGGCCCUAGUUGCUUGACGGCAAUGCUUCUACAGCGCCAGGAGCUAUCGGACUUUGUUCGACGGCUUCUCCGACAUAUCUCAUCUUCCAGCUCACGAAGGAAGCAAAUGAUUAGCUCAUCGUUGAAGAAGAAGAGACCUGGAAAGAAAAACCGUGCUAGUCAGAUAUGGGAAAAAGAAGACUUGAUAUCCCUGUUGCCGUCUCGAGCGCGUGCCGACAGCUUGAUUCAGACAUAUCUGGAUGUUUUUGAGACGACUUAUCGAGUAUUUCACGUGCCGAACUUCCUCCGACGCUACAAUGAUUUUUGGAAAUCCCCGACUGACACAGAUGAAUGUUUUAUACUCCACAUCUUACUCGCCAUGGCUACAGUCAAUGCUUUUGUUCACGACGGCCCGGAGAGGAAUGAUGAGGAUCGACGAAAACAGGCCAAAAAAAGCAUUCGAGCAGCAGAGAGCUGGUUACGUGUUCAAAGUCAGAAAUGGGUUACAUUGGAUAUAUUUCAAAUCCAUGUGACUUUGUUCCACGCGAAGAAACUGAAUUGGGUAGAGUUUAAAAGUUCCUGGGAGUCUAUUGGCACACUGGUCCGACUAUCAAUGGCAGCUGGACUGCACCGUGACCCAACGUAUUUAAGCCAGAAAAUGCCCGUGUUUGAAGCUGAAAUGCGUCGAAGAUUGUGGUAUACGAUUUUGGAGUUGGAAUUGCAAGAGGCCUGCGAUCGAGGAAUGCAGCCAAUGCUUUCAGCUGAUAACUGGGAUUGCAUGCCGCCAUCUAACAUUCAUGAUGAGGACAUUGGCGAGAUGACUAUAGACUUACCACCGGAAAGGGACCUACAUGAAUACACUAGGACUUCCUUCUUAUGCACGGCUCAGAAGCAUCUUCCCUUACGCCUGGAAGUGCUCAAUAAAAGCAACAGUCUGAAGAAUGGCAUUGAUGUUGACUUGGCCCGAAAAUAUGUAGAGACGCUGCAGGGCCUGGUUGAAGGGUUGCCUAAUUGGCCCGAGACUCCGUCAUCAGCCGUGGCGAAUGUCCUCUCCAGGUUAGUUCUUUAUGAACAGCUGAUGAUACUUCAACAACCUUUUGCUAUCAGUCAAGAUACCGGGUUAGAUCACCAUCGAAGCUUCUAUUUCAGAGCUACACAGCGACAAAUGGCCAUAGAUGUUAUGAGUCUUUACUCUUCAUUACCCAGAUCUGAAGCUCUUCAGAUAUUCACCAUUAGAGGAGAUAGCUUUCGUGCGGUGUUGGCUAUGUGCUAUGAGGCUGUCCAAUCAUCUGGAGCAAUGAACUCUGAGCUAUACAACCACGAAGCGGAAAUCCAUCUGUUGGAGGAAACCAUGACUUUGUUUGCUGACAGAGUUCGAACUCUACACAAAGGAUUCCAGCUAUACUGGCUAGUUUCUGCGGCAGUCGGCUUGGUCAAAGUUCGUUAUUCUAAGGUGCCAAACGACGAUCUGGUCGCUGCAGAGACUGUUCUUGAUGCUUUUACCCUCCUGGAGCAGAUAAAUCAAUGUACAGGCACGAACAAUCUCGAUCACAACCAUGGAAUUGAUCCUCGCCUUAACUCGAUUGAAGUCACAGGCAAUAUGCAAGAGCAUCAAGAAAGCCAUACCAUUUCGUCUGCUAUUGAUUUGUUCGACCCAGACACUUUCUUCGCUGGCCUUGUUGAUAUGGACUUCUCACCUGAUUGGCUGUUGAGAUUCGACGAUCCAUAUUCUUGUCCUACCAUAAACGAUCUAUAAGAAAGCACUGUAAUGUAAUAUGUUGAGUAUGUAGAUG